Molecule: messenger RNA, 300 nt
Organism: Aspergillus neoniger CBS 115656
Lineage: Eukaryota; Fungi; Ascomycota; Eurotiomycetes; Eurotiales; Aspergillaceae
Exons: 2
Source: RefSeq, a predicted model, not a curated record
UGGCAAGCCAGGAAAGCGGGAAAUGCAGUUGAUGUUUCCCACGGGUUGCAUCUGGCCAAUGCUUGCCGUCUAGGAAGCGCCAGCAUCGGCGCCAGGCCGGGGUCCAUCACCAAUGAGGCGGCAGAAGUAGCCGUUUGGCUGACAGCCGUCACACGCCUAGUGUGUGAUGGGGAAGGCGAUCUGCAUGCUCCCAGCAACCCUCUACGCACCGAGACUAAGAGAAGAAUCUGCCCGCCCGUUGGUGGAUGGCUCAAUACCUUCGUGCUAGAGGGAAGAAAUGUCGAGGCAGGGGGACGAUGA